Molecule: messenger RNA, 189 nt
Organism: Cylicostephanus goldi
Lineage: Eukaryota; Metazoa; Nematoda; Chromadorea; Rhabditida; Strongylidae
Source: the annotation of a GenBank genome assembly
AUGACCCGUUUUCAAUGGUAUGUGGAGGCUAUCGGUAUGGUAUCAUUGCUUGUUGAAGCAAGUUUGGGUGCUCCACAAUUGAUUCGAAACUGGCAACGGAAGUCUACGCAAGGAAUGAGUGUACCUAUGGUUUUGGCGUGGCUUACUGGAGAUCUUGCCAAAACAGCAUAUUUUGUUGCUACUGGUAGC